Molecule: messenger RNA, 544 nt
Organism: Lentinula edodes (shiitake mushroom)
Lineage: Eukaryota; Fungi; Basidiomycota; Agaricomycetes; Agaricales; Omphalotaceae
Exons: 2
Coding region: 206-475 (89 amino acids)
Source: RefSeq, a predicted model, not a curated record
CCAACACACGCUUUCCAGAUUGACUUGCCGGCGUGAAGUCGGCUCGCACUUUGCAAUUGAAAGCUUACCAUCACUGAACAUUCAGUACAUCACUACGGGUCCGGUAUGGUGCCAUGGAACUACCGCAAGAACUAUGAUAUGAAUACCUAGGUAAGUGACACUAUAAAUACCAACAUUUUUUGUUUGCAUCUCUCCAUUCACCCUAAUGUAUCUCCUCCUCUGUUCUUUUUUCUCCUUCUACAUAGGGACCCUCGUUUUGUACAGGCUUCUUUUUCAUCCCCUUCGCACAUUUCCUGGACCAGUCAUAGCAGCUCUCACGGACUGGUAUGAAGGAUACUUCAACAUUGUCAAAGGAGGAGCAUUUAUUACAGAGCUCGAAAGACUUCAUAAAGUAUAUGGUAAGCUUGGUGGGCCUCCGAUUAGUUCUCCGGCGCAUCUUAACAAUUUCAUCCUCAGUCCGAUGAAGGGUAUUUAAAAACCACGAUGCACAGCUGCAUUUCAACGACCGGCAUGCUUAUCAUGACAUGUAUACACACGGGUCAAC